GUGUGGUGCCGUGUGCAGACCGCGUGUGGCGCAGAGGACAGGGAGGAAACACACUUUCGGGCUCUGAGCCGUCGCCGUGGUGAUGAGCAGUAAUGACCGUUUCAGCUGUGGCCGCGGUGGUCACUGGGUGAAGAAUUAUCCGAGCGCCGGUCGGGCUCGAGGGAAAGGCCGCGGCAGAGGCAAAGAUCUGUUCUGUUACCGCUGUGGAAAAGUGGGACACGUCGCCAAAGACUGUGAGAGGACCGAGGACGCCUGCUAUAACUGUGGCAGGGGAGGUCACAUCUCCAGAGAGUGCGAGGAGCCCAAGAAGGAGCGAGAGCAGCUGUGCUACAACUGUGGGAACGCUGGACACAUGGCCCGGGACUGCAAACACGCCCACGAGCAGAAGUGCUACUCCUGCGGCAGCUUCGGACACAUCCAGACAUGCUGUGAGAAGGUCAGGUGCUACAGGUGUAGGGAGAUCGGCCAUGUUGCGGUGCACUGCAGCAAGUCAUCGGAGUUGAACUGCUAUAAAUGCGGGAAGUCGGGUCACCUGGCCAGGGAGUGCCCCAUGGAGACCACCGCCUAGCUGCCAGCCCCACCCCCAUCCUCUUUUAUCUCUUCUUACUUUCUUUCUCUUUAUUCAUUCCCUGUGAUCCUCCUCUUCUCAUUGGUCCAGAGGCCGUCAGCCAGCCUCGCAGCAGCCAGUCAGAGCAGGUGGGGGAUGCAGAAGGAGAAGACGCUACGAAACAUUCUACUGCAUUUCUGAAAGAGGCAACAAAAUUUGUGUUUUUAGGUUGGUAGUGGUGUCAUGAUGUACAAAGCUUUCUUUAAGAAAUCUUUCUGCACAGCUGAUUGGCUGAGAAGAUAGGGCCCUCCCCUCAUUUGUGGCAGAAGUUUCCUUCUUCUAUCAUGGUGAUUACCUUUCUUUUUCUGGACAAAACCCAGUUUGUCUGUAAGCAGCGAGAUUGGCUCCGACGCCAGCAAACCAGUCACCUCGCAGGUCUGGCCACAUUGUUGCCACGCGAGGAAUUAACAAGCCAAUCAGAGCAGGCCAUAGCAGACAACAAAAAGAGCAUUAUUAAUUAUUUUAAAGGUGCAUUUUGUUGCUGUUUGAGUGCCUCACUGAUGGAGGCAAAAACUACUAUUAUAAAAAAAUACAUAAAAAAAACAACAAUUUUAAGUUUGUAGAGAGGAGAAUGUUUUCACAAUAAAAUCCAAAUGCUAUUUUUGUACAAUAUAUCACUUAGAGCUACUGUAAAAAUGUAAUUUGGUUGUACUGCAGACUGUAAGUUUGACCUGUCAAUAAAAACAUGGAGGGGGAGGAAGAGGAGCCGAGACACA
Messenger RNA from Chelmon rostratus (copperband butterflyfish), 1323 nucleotides. It is a transcript of the gene cnbpb, whose product is annotated as CCHC-type zinc finger, nucleic acid binding protein b. NCBI's taxonomy places the organism in Eukaryota, Metazoa, Chordata, Actinopteri, Chaetodontiformes, Chaetodontidae. The record is from RefSeq and is a predicted model, not a curated record. Gene Ontology annotation, biological process: positive regulation of cytoplasmic translation. The transcript has 5 exons. Gene Ontology annotation, cellular component: cytoplasm. Bases 83 to 568 code for a protein of 161 amino acids. Gene Ontology annotation, molecular function: zinc ion binding; single-stranded RNA binding; mRNA binding.